UUGUUUGAGUCCGUUCAACAGAAAAUCCGGACCGUUAAAGAAGAAAUUGAACGAGAGAAUCUUUCAGAAGAUCAGUUGAACGCACGUCUUAAAUCAGAAAAGAUCAAAAUCGCCCUGGAGAAGAUCAAGGAGGCAAAUGUUAAGAAGCUGUACGUGAAAAUUUUUACUAAAGACGGUGGCAGCAAAAGCAUCCUUGUCGACGAACGAUGGACAAUCGCCGAUGUUUUGUUUCACCUGGCAGAGAAACAUCAUAUUAUCCUCGGCCUUAAUCACGCUAUUAUCGAGUACUAUCCUGAUCUGUACAUGGAGCGUAUCUACGAGGACCAUGAGUAUUUGGUAGAAAAUAUUUUAAUGUGGACGCGUGACUCCACCAAUAAAUUGGUGUUUGCGGAACGGAGGGAAAAGUACGACUUGUUUCUGUUGCCAGAAAAGUACCUGCUUGAUAAAGCGCACGCCGAUAAGCGUGACUUUUCGCCGAGGGCUCGCCAAGAGCUAGUUAAAGAUUUCUUUGCUCCUUCGCAAAUUCAGCCGCCAGAAACAGAAGGCGUCCUCUACUUAAAGUCGGAUGGUAAAAAGUCUUGGAGGAAGCACUACUUCGUUCUGCGAAGUUCCGGUUUAUACUACAUUCCAAAAGGCAAAUCAAAGGCCCCUAAAGAUCUUACGUGUCUUAUGCAGUUGGACAUGGUAAACGUGUACACAGCGGUGAAUUGGCAAAAAAAGUUUAAAGCGCCCACGGAAUUCGGGUUUGCGCUUAAGGUAUAG
This is a messenger RNA of Soboliphyme baturini, 762 nucleotides long. Lineage: Eukaryota; Metazoa; Nematoda; Enoplea; Dioctophymatida; Soboliphymatidae. The record is from the annotation of a GenBank genome assembly.